Molecule: messenger RNA, 4897 nt
Organism: Onychostoma macrolepis
Lineage: Eukaryota; Metazoa; Chordata; Actinopteri; Cypriniformes; Cyprinidae
Product: butyrophilin subfamily 1 member A1-like
Exons: 11
Coding region: 140-1675 (511 amino acids)
Molecular function (GO): protein binding
Source: RefSeq, a predicted model, not a curated record
CACACAAUCACAUUUAACAGAAUCACACAUAUGAAGCGUUAUUCAUCAUCUGACGUUACUGAGGCAGCAUCUGACCGUUUGAAAGGAGAUCACGCUUGGACACUGAUUUGCGUCUAUUGUACUGAGUCUUUGUCUCGGCAUGUUGUCGAUUAUUAUCACUUUACUGGUGAAUCUCCUCAUUGAGACUUCAGAGUCGUUCACUGUAGUGGUUCCUGCUGAUCCUGUAGUGGCUCAUGUGGGAUCCUCAGUGAUUCUGUCCUGCUGGAUCUCUCCUCCUGAGAACGCUGAAGCUCUGGAGAUCCGCUGGUACCGUCACGACUUCAACAACCCUGUUCUGCUCUAUAAUCAUGGAAAGAUCCAGGACGUCCAGGACGAACUGUACAGGAACAGAAGCGCACUGAAGCCACGGUCAGAUCAGUCUGGUGGACUGAAGGAUGGAGACGUCUCUCUACGGCUGGAGAAACUCACACUUCAGGAUGAAGGUUCAUUUCGCUGUUAUGUGAGUGGAGAAAAUGCAUAUGGCAGUGAAGAGGUGGUUCUCAAAGUCACAGCUUUAGGAUCCACUCCUGUCCUGUUUCCACAGCCUCUUGAUGAUGGACGUGUGAACAUCAGCUGCAGGUCCAGCGGCUGGCAUCCAGAGCCCAGCGUCACGUGGACAUCAGAUGAUGGAAGGGUUCUCCGUCCUGGAGGAUCAUCUCACAGUCGUGGAGCAGACGGGAUGUUCUCCGUCCACAGCUGGACGGCUGUCUCUCGCUCAGACGCUCAACUGGUCUCUUGUUCACUUUCUCUCAGAACUGGAGAGUUAAAAGACGGAAGACUGAAUAUACAGGGCAUAAUGCCUUCAGAUUCAUCAGGUUCAUCAGGUCCAUGGAAGGCUCUUUUCCUCACCUUUAUUAUUUCUGCUCUUCUGGGGUUGGUUGGGCUGAUCCUCUACAAAUACAGACACAAACUAACAGGGAAGAAACCAGCUAAAGAAAUUUGUGAGGAGGAAACUAUGGACAAACGGACAAUAGAAGAUUGUGAGGAGGGAGCUCUGGAGAAACUGAGAAAAGAAGAUUGUGAGGAGAGAACUCUGGGGAAACUGAGAAAAGAAGUUGUGGGAGACGUGGAUAUAGAAGAACUGAGGAAACAUGCAGUUGAGAUCACUAUUGACAGAGAGCAUGUCCAUAAAGAUCUAAUGGUCACUAAGGACUGUAAAAUGGUGAGGGAUCAUCCAGAAUAUAAUCACACUGAUGAGGGAUUUCCGUAUCAAUUAUGUGCAUUUGGAGCCCAAAGAUUCACCUCUGGUCGUCACUAUUGGGAGGUGGAUCUGGAACAAAUAAAUACACCUCCCAAACACUACUGGUUAAUUGGUGUGGUGAAAGAAGGAAAUUUUAGUGUAAAACACAGAUCUGCUGUAACUCCAUCAGCUGGUUUCUGGUUCUUGUGUUCAGACGGUCCUAAUGGCAUUUACAGCAACACUGAUCCACCAGUUAAACUCUCACUGACCCCGAGACCUGAGCGACUGGGAGUUCUGUUAGAUUAUGAUGACGGUCAGCUGUCAUUUUACAACGUCACAGAGAGAAAACAUCUCCUGACCAUCAGCAGCAGAUUCUCUGGAUCAGUCGUUCCUCUGUUCAAUCCUGGAGUUCGGAGUUGGGUCAAAAUUAUAGAUUGUCUAAAACCGUCAGAGUGACCUGAAGAGUCACCUGAAGGCUCACUGAGUAACAGCUCUUGACUCUUGAGCGAUCAAUGCAUUUUAAACAGAAGAACAAAUAUGAACCAUAAAGCAAAUAUCUCCUCUCACAUCUACAAACUAUACUGUAGAGCAAUGACACUAACAACUUCAAGGUCAUAGGUUUGAUUCCCAGGGAUGAUGAACACUGAUAAGAUGUAAAACUUGAAUACAGCACCUUCAAUUCAACCAAAAGUGAUGGUGCGAUGACAUUCAAGGAGUUGACAUUCAAUGUGAAGUCAUCAUAUUUUUGUGAUUUUAAAGUAAUUUUCAAUUAUAUUAAAUAUGAAAUUGUGUUUAAUUUUUCUAAUAAUGUAUAAAUACUAAAUAAAUAUACAGCAUAUAUUGCUUUUUGUGGAUUGAUAGUCAUCACUUCUAGCAGAGUUAGGGUUGAGGGAACAUAAGGCUGAGGGAACACAUAACACUGGAUAAAACCUAGGAGAGUACAAGGCUGGCUGUGCACAAAGGCUAUUUCUAAAAAAAUAAAAUAAAAAGGGUGAAUUCUGACUUUGCUCUGAAAAUCUGGCGCUUCUGAAUCGACGACUGUAAGUAUGAUUUGUUAUUAGUUUAAGUAUUUGCUAUUGACUGCUCAAAUGCAAAGUAAAGCGUUGUGUGUGUGUGUGUGUGUGUGUGUGUGAGAGAGAGAGAGAGUGAGAGAGACAGGGUCACAUCACAGUGAAGUCAGCUGUCUAAUCGUGGCUUGUGUGCAAACACAUACGAGCUUCAUCACUGUGUCUGUCACGCGACUCUGUUCCCCUCUCAGACUUGAACUGAUGGUGAAACUAAGGACAUUAUUAACUGUCUUUACAUUUACUUUGAAAGCUGAAGCUGGUGAUUAUGGAAAGGGGCGUGACAUUUCCGACUCAUGCUUGUGGUGUUCGGCCAAUCACAAUGCACUGUGUCAGUUGGCCAAUCAGAGCAGACUGUGCUUGUCAGAAGGAGGGGCUUCAUAGAAAACGAUGCAUCUGAGAGAGGCGGGGCAUAGAGGAACUACAAUAAUGUACAGUAUUUGAAAAAAAAAAAAAAAAUGUUUUUUGAACAGUAAAGCAUGUCAACAUAUUCUGUUACACCAAAUGCACAAAAUAAUGAUCUUUAAAAAAGCAUCACAUGAUCCCUUUAAGAUGUUUAAAUGUGAAUAUUAAGAUCCUGGUGAAUGUAAAUGAAUAGAGGUAACAACUAUUUGUUUUAUUUGUUAAUUUAACUGUUUUUAAAAAUUACCUUGUUAGCAGAUGCACAGCAGACACACUGUUCUGAGAGAAAAUAGAUCAUUUGUGUUCCAAUUGUAUAUCAAAAUGCUUAAAUGUGAAGCUUUGUAAACGAUAACGUACUCACUGUGUUUGUUUUAAAACAGUAAUUGAUUGAGUUAACGUAUUUGAUAGUUAAAAUGACUACAAAUUCAUGUUGUUGUCACCACCGUCAGAUGAAUAUUUUGAUAAUAUUUGAUUAUGAUAUUUUAUAUUUAUUGAGGAAUUGUUGGUCACAUGUGAAAAUGUAAUCUGUCUGCUAACAUGAGAAUGUGUUUUGGAAUGUUAAAAACAUCUUGAUUGCUUGAUUGUAAAGUAAGUGUUGGUAAGGUAAAAAAAGCACAUUUUGAUAAACAGAAAAGUUGGGAGGGUGAAUCAAAGCAUAGCUCAGUAGCUUAAAUGCAAACCUUGAUUUUACUACAUUAAAGAUCUUCCAAAGAGCUGUGAGAGAGGCUAGGAACAAACAUUUCUCAGAUAUUACUGACAAAAAUCAGCAUAAACCAAAUACCUUAUUUUCUACCAUAAAUGCUACUCUUAAACCUCCAUUUUAAGUUUGAUUUGAAACCACAUGUUAAAAAUUUGGGCUAUAUUACAGAUAAAAAUGUAUAAGCAAGUUAAUUCAAUUGUUAGGUCCUGCUUUUUCCAUCUUCGUCAAAUCUCAAAAAUCAAGUCAUUUCUUAAUUUUAUGGACACAAAAAAGAUUAUUCAUGCUUUAAUUGCAUCACGCCUGGACUAUUGUAAUUCACUUUAUCUUGGUCUUACUCAUUCUGUUUUUUCAUGUUUGCAGUUAGUACAGAACUCUGCUGCGAGGUUAUUGACGCGCACACGUAAGCUCCCUCCAACGGCUGCCUGUAAGAUAUAGGAUUGAUUUUAAAGUACUUAUAUUUGUUUAUCAGUCUAUUCAUAAGUAUGCUCCUACAUACCUUUCUGACCUUAUUUCAAUUCAUCAGCCCUCCAGAUCGCUUAGGUCAGCGAAUCAAAUUCAACUAAAGGUGCCAAGAUCUAGACUGAAACAGAGGGGUGAUAGAGCGUUUGAGGAAGCCAGUCCCAAUCUUUGGAAUAGCUUACCACAACACAUUAGAUCCGCAGCCACUUUGUCCAUUUUCAAGCAUAAACUUAAAGACUACUUUUUCUCUCUUGCUUUUAAAUAAUGUGUAUUUAUGUGGCCUUUUGUAUUUUCUUCUUCUCUGUUUUAGGGUUAUAUUGUUCUUUUUGUUGUUGGUAUUUAGUUUGAUCUUUGAAUUGUAAAGCACCUUGGACAAUGAACAUUGCUAUAUAAAUAAAAGACUAAGACUAAGUUAAUAUUGAUAACAAUGAUGACGCUUCUCCUGGCUGGGCAUCAGUCGUGCUCUUCGUCAGUCAAUAGUGUCAUACUACUGAUCUAACUGGACAGAGCCUUUGAAAGAGGACGCUGCUUCAUAACCCCGAUGACAUGUGCAGCUCACUCAGCCCAACAACUAGUGUCCAUAAGAGAUGAAUGAAGCAACUCGUCUUAUGAUCCUGUAGCUGUAUGAAGGCUUUGUAAUGUAUGUCUGCGGGGAUUGUUUGUAUUGUAUGUUGUCAUGUCAUUAACGUAAACAAGGCCGCUGUAUGAGUUCUCACCUAAGACUAUGGCACAAGAGACAUCACAUUCUGUGUAUUGAUAUUUGUUUGUUCCUUCACCCCUUAAAAUUGUCUUAAGUAUUUUAAUAAUGUGAUUUUAACAUUGGCCUAAAUAUAGGCUGCAGUAUGUUCAGUGAAGGGGGCUUGAUAAGUCAGUCUCUCCUCACCUUAUACCUUCAUGAGCUCUGAAAUUCACCAAACAUCGGUUUUGCUGUAUUUUUGCUAAACAUCUGAACUCAGUAGAGUGCACACUGUUGGGAAUCUGUCUUGCAGGUUUGGCACAUUUUUCAGAAGAAACCUUUAGAGUCUAGAAACUCAUUGCAGCUAAAGACACAAG